Messenger RNA from Scatophagus argus, 1112 nucleotides. It is a transcript of the gene cbln18, whose product is annotated as cerebellin 18. The transcript has 6 exons. The record is from RefSeq and is a predicted model, not a curated record. Gene Ontology annotation, molecular function: protein binding. Lineage: Eukaryota; Metazoa; Chordata; Actinopteri; Scatophagidae. Bases 1 to 738 code for a protein of 245 amino acids.
AUGACUGUAUUACCAGUUUUGUUCCUGCUGGGGUCGCUGUUUCUCUGUGGUCAUGUGGAGGCCCAGUCCAGCACCACCAGGAUGCUGAAAGAGGCUGCACUCCAAUGGGAGGGAACUCUGACCUGUGAGAAGUGGGACUGCAACUGUACUUUCAAUUAUCAGCGUGGCUGCUGUUGUGCGGCCAAUGAUAUGUACCAAGUAGAAGAGGAUACCUUCAUGAGGAUUAAAAAUUUGUGGCACUCCAUCAGCACACUGAAUAGCAGAGUACAGGGACUCACAGCUGGCGUCAAGGUUGCCUUCAAAGCCACCAUUGACCCAAAUAUCGCCAUCGCUAUCCCUGGAUCUACCGAACGUUGCUUUGGUCCUUUUAAUACUAAUGUGCCAAUCCCCUACAGUUCCAUCACCCUUAACCAGGGCGGGGGAUAUAACCCAUCCUUAGGUGUCUUCACUGCCCCUCAGGCUGGUGUUUAUUCCUUUUCCUGCACGGUCUACUCAUAUGUGGAAAGGAAUGAGCGCAUGUACCAUAAAGUUCAGCUGAUGAAGAAUGGGAAGCUGGCAGUCAGUGUGUGGGAGAACAAUCGAGAAGAUGGUGAAGACAGUGCCACUCAGGUUGUGAUACUAGAGAUGAAGAGAGGCGACCAGGUCUACAUGGAGCUGAUGUCUGGGAGGAAGCUCUGUAACCACUUGCAGUACAAUAUCUUUACUGGUUACAUAGUUUACCCCAACAUUGAUGAGUAACACACCAACUGAAGGUCAGGGCUACUUAAAACUAUCUGAUUCCAGGACCUUGAAAGAGUCCAUCACUCACCAGAGAUUCUAAUUCAUGAAAAUAAACUAGUGUUCUUUGCCACAUGUUGACCCACAGUUGUGACCUAUCAUGGGACAAGCCCCAUAGCUUAAGAACCCCAGUGGUAGAGAUAAACAAUCUUACAUGUCUUACACACAUAGACUGAUACAUGUGUAUGCAGGCAUUUAGGAUAUUUGCACAGAAUAUAUAUGUAUAUUUACACAUGCAAAGAAAGACUCUCUUAUGUGUUUGCAAGGCCUGAAAAUGUUUGGAAAGAUUUGCAUCAAUAAAAAAUAUGAACAAUGUGAAUAAACUUCCAUAAUUA